AUGAAGGCGGCGCGGCUGCUGCUCCUCCUCAGCGGCUGCGCGCUGCUCCUGUUGGCGCCGGAGGUGCGCGGCUGCGGGCCGGGCCGGGUAGUGGGCAGCCGUCGCCGCCUGCCCAGGAAGCUCAUCCCUCUCGCCUACAAGCAGUUCAGCCCCAACGUGCCCGAGAAGACGCUGGGCGCAAGCGGCAGGUACGAAGGCAAGAUCGCCCGCAACUCGGAGCGCUUCAAGGAGCUGACGCCCAACUACAACCCGGACAUCAUCUUCAAAGAUGAGGAGAACACCGGCGCCGACCGCCUCAUGACCCAGCGUUGUAAGGACCGCCUAAACUCCCUAGCCAUUUCCGUGAUGAAUCAGUGGCCAGGGGUGAAGCUCCGGGUGACUGAAGGUUGGGACGAAGAUGGACACCACUCAGAGGAGUCCCUGCACUAUGAAGGCCGUGCUGUUGACAUUACCACCUCUGACCGGGACCGCAACAAGUAUGGGAUGCUCGCACGCCUGGCUGUGGAGGCUGGUUUUGACUGGGUUUAUUAUGAAUCCAAGGCUCACAUUCACUGUUCUGUUAAAUCAGAGCAUUCAGCCGCGGCAAAGACGGGAGGUUGUUUCCCAGCUCGAGCCCUGACAACUCUAGAGAGUGGGACCAAGAUUCCAUUGUGGGCACUGAAGCCAGGGCAGAAGGUCCAGGCCAUGGAUGCACAAGGUCACCUCGUCUACAGUGAGUUCCUGGCAUUUCUGGAUAAGGCAGUGUCACCACGGAGCGCUUUCCACGUCGUUGAAACCCAGGACCCACCCCGCCGCUUGGCUCUCACGGCAGCACACCUCCUUUUUGUGGGGGAGAACGCAACUGCACCCAUGAAGACUAUUUUUGCCAGCCUGGUCCAGCCAGGCCAAUACGUGCUGGUAACUGAGGGGGGACGGCUGCAGCCGGCCAGGAUAACGGCUGUCUCCUUGCAGGUGGAUGUCGGUGCCUAUGCCCCCCUCACCAGCCACGGGACUCUGGUGGUGGAUGAAGUGGUGGCUUCUUGUUUUGCUCUGGUGCGGGACCACCACUUGGCUCAGUGGGCUUUCGGGCCCUUGCGACUGUAUCACCACUGGGCAGGGCGUGACUGGACCCAGCCAGAAGGUGUGCACUGGUACUCUGUCCUGCUUUACCGCCUGGGCCAAAUGUUCCUAGCUUCAGAUAGCUUCCACCAGUUGGCCACAGUGCAGUUUGAGAGCUGACUGAAUGUUUUCCAUUGCCGCUGAGACAGCUGAGACAGGGAGAAACCCAGUGGCCUCCACUGGUUCUUGGGAGGGACUGCCAAAACCCUAAUGGGUGGGGGAAAGGAGGUGGGACCUCUGGCUUCCCAUCACCUACACCAAGAACAAGAGUGGAAGGAAGGUUUCGAUUUUUGUUUCCGCCUUCUUUGUGCUGUUGGCUACAGAAGGGAGUGCCCAGCAAUGGGGCCAUAUGCUGCUAUUUUUGGUUGAAGAGCCUCUUGAUGCAAAAAGGAGAGGGAUCCAGAUGAAGACCCUCAAACCCAGGAUGAAUGAAUGAAUGAGGUGGCUGGGAAAUUCUGCAACUCUGCAUUGCAGAGUGGGGGAGUGCCGUGUGACUGUAUGUGCAAGGAGGCUCCAGGGAGAGGCUGAGGGUGUGGUUGUGAGACUUCUCCCAAAGACACCUCCUUUUAGGAACUGUACGCCUCCUGGCACUGUUCUUUUGAGGCCAAAGCAGCUAUACAGGAGACACUCCUGGAUUCUCACCCUUGGGAGAAGAAGGACGGAAAUGCUUAUUUCCAGCUGAAAGUUCACCUGAAUCUGGGAGCAAUAAGCACAGAAAAGAAGAAGGGCACAUCAGUUAUGGUGAGGGAACAGGCAAUAGAGAGGGAAGGUGUGUAGGUUAUCAUAUAAUCAUCUUUGGAUCAGUAGACUAUUGGCCUGUAGUGAUGAAAGCCCUCUCUUUGUCUUGUGCAUUCACUAAUGCAAAUUAAAAGAAUCACUCCACCUAAAAAAUGUGCACUGAAAGAGGAAGACUACAGGGUGGCACGGGAGGGGGGGGAGACCUUAGCCUGCUUUAAGAAGCCAACUCUAGCUUGAUUCACCAAAAAGUUGUUAUUGUAGUGAUAUUAUUUAAUCACCUCACCUAUGGCUGGUCUUGAAAAAUCACCAGGAGGAACAAAAUUAGAAAACAGAACUGGGGAAUUCUCUGUUCAUGGAGGGACAGAUUAAGAGUCGGGGAGAGGAAAUGGGUUGUUUGUUUUCCCCCCAAAGUCUUUUAUUGCUUUUUGAAGGCACAGGAGGGCAGGUGUUUUUCAGGAGCUUGACCCCCUGUCUUCUUGGCAUCCCAAAGAGAGGGGUGCAAAGCAGAGGAUCUGAUAUUUGAGCUUGUGUAAGAAAAAGGACCAGACCCAAAGCCAUUUACAGAGAAGAAUUGCUUGCUCGCUCUGGCAAUCCUUUUUUUCUCUGCAUUAGUUUGAUAAAUAUGGAUCUUUCUUUGCCAAGGCAAUGUGGAAAGCUACCUGUAGGACAAUUGUAUGCAUUAUGUAUCGAUCAUGUUUCUGCAGAGUAUGCCUGAGAUCAACUCCACCCUGUUUGAUGCUUGCUGACAAAAUUAUUGUUCUAGAUGAAUAGCUGCAUUUAAAAAAAGAACUAGUAAAGUGCUAGGUUUACAUGGAGAAAAAUAAAACUGGUUUGCUCGUCAUCUAAUGCAACUUACUAGAAAAUAGCUUUCAGCUGUACAGGAAAAGCAUUAGUGGCUCAAUCUCUCUCUCUCUCUUUUUCUCUCUCUGGAUCAGGUUUUUGGUUAAGUGGUAAUGGAUUUUUUGAGAUGUGGUAAGUUUUCAAGCACACCCAGCAUUUCCCACAUUAAGUUAAAUCCACGUUGGAAAUUGUCACGUGUGAAAACCAGGUCCAGAUCUCCCAGUUUAAGCCUCUCCUUGAGGAUAUUAUGCUGCAGUGACAUCUUUACGCCAGCAAUUGGUCCUCCUCCACUUUCGAUUCUGACAGCUAACAUUUUGCUUCCAUGUAGCUAUCAGCACAGCCCAUUAAGUAGCCACCAAGAAUAAGUUUCUUUUUGCCCACAGAGGGAAUCCUCAUGCCUCUCCACCAUCCUUCUCAAAUCUGACCCUCCCUCCCUCUCCCGGGUUGUAGUAGAUGAAAAGGAAUCUUUGCUCUUCACAUUGGAUUUAUUUAUUUCCCUGCCCUGCUUAGAGUUCUCUGCUCGGCAAAACUUCCUGCUAAAAGAGACCAAAGGGGUGGGGGAUUGGUUGGGGCAGUUGUUUCUAAUAAAAGUAUUUAAGGAUUGUUUCAAAAAAGCACAGCUUUUUAUGUGAUCUUGGGCAGGGUGUGAGGGAAGUGUAAGCAUUUGUCUUUUCACUGGAUGUAAAUUUCCCAAAUGGAUGAGAAGUCCAAUAAAUUUCUUGA
Notechis scutatus (mainland tiger snake) is the source of this 3399-nucleotide messenger RNA. RefSeq names its product Indian hedgehog signaling molecule (gene IHH). Gene Ontology annotation, molecular function: calcium ion binding; patched binding. Lineage: Eukaryota; Metazoa; Chordata; Lepidosauria; Squamata; Elapidae. The record is from RefSeq and is a predicted model, not a curated record. Gene Ontology annotation, biological process: cell-cell signaling; protein autoprocessing; cell fate specification.